GUUGGAAGAAAUUCGAAGUUGGGGGACAUCAUUUGAUAAGUUGAUGAAGAGUGCAGCCGGUCGUAAUGUAUUUCGAGAUUUCUUGCGGUGCGAAUACAGUGAAGAAAACAUAUUAUUUUGGUUGGCCUGCGAAGAGCUUAAAAAAGCGUCCAAUUCCGAGGAAGUCGAGGAAAAAGCACGUGUUAUCUAUGAAGAAUACAUUUCCAUACUAUCACCAAAAGAGGUGAGUUUGGACGCGAGAGUUCGGGAGCAAGUUAAUAAAAGCAUGGUUGCUCCGACUCCCCACAUAUUCGACGAGGCACAACUUCAAAUUUACACUCUCAUGCACAGAGAUUCGUAUCCGAGAUUUGUAAAUUCUUCAAUGUACAAGGAACAAGCACAGUUAACGAACGGAAACGAACAAUGUGGGACGGGGACGGGAAAUGUGGGAGGAAAAGACAACAGUGCGUGUUGA
Molecule: messenger RNA, 454 nt
Organism: Pediculus humanus corporis (human body louse)
Lineage: Eukaryota; Metazoa; Arthropoda; Insecta; Psocodea; Pediculidae
Product: Regulator of G-protein signaling, putative
Exons: 3
Source: RefSeq, a predicted model, not a curated record